Molecule: messenger RNA, 1666 nt
Organism: Puntigrus tetrazona (Sumatra barb)
Lineage: Eukaryota; Metazoa; Chordata; Actinopteri; Cypriniformes; Cyprinidae
Gene: tra2b
Product: transformer 2 beta homolog
Exons: 9
Coding region: 495-1319 (274 amino acids)
Biological process (GO): positive regulation of mRNA splicing, via spliceosome
Cellular component (GO): spliceosomal complex
Molecular function (GO): RNA binding
Source: RefSeq, a predicted model, not a curated record
CUACGACAGCGAAAGGCGGUCAUUACCAGACGCGCGGUCCGAGUGCGUUUGGGCGCUGUAUUUGGUUUUCGUUUGUAAUAUCUCUCCCAGUGUUACCGCUGCAGCGCAAUACACGCAAAACAACAAUGAGUGACGCCGAGAAGGAAUUCGUGGAGCGGGUUAAGGUUGGAAGAAGAGAAAUCUGGACGAAGUCAAAUGUCAAGUUGUUAAUGCAAAUAAUUUGAAGCUGAAUUUUCAGUGCAUGCUAUUUUUCGGAGCAAAAGAAGUUCCCAUAUAGCAUUUAUGGGCAGUGAGAGAAAUGGGGGAAGAGGAAUGAAGUCAGAAAUGAAAUUGAAACUGAAGAAAGAAGAAAAGAUGUGUUAUGAAGUUAAGAUCAGAAGUUAUCUGGGAUAAGAUCGCAGCGCUAAGUAACUCUUAGUAUGUUUGUCCCAUGCGUGCAUGCAUAAAUCUUCUGUUGUCCAUUUGUAUUGCAAUAGUUACUAUUGUCCUGCAGCAUGACAGAUUUACAGGAGUCCCGCUCGACCUCUAGGAGCCCAAGUCCUAGAGGAUCUGCUAAGUCAGCCAGUCGCUCGCCAGAACGCUCCCCUGCUCAGUCCAAAGAGGGGUCCCACCACUCUCGCUCGAAGUCCCGCUCUCGUUCCAGGUCUAAGACUCGGUCCCGUUCCCAUCGGAGCUCUCGCCGGCACUACAGUCGUUCCCGAUCACGCUCUCAUUCCCGCCGGAGACGAUCACGCAGCCGCUCGUACAGCAGCGAGUACCGCCGCCGCCGCAGUCACAGUCAUUCUCCUAUGUCCAACCGCAGACGUCACGUUGGAGACCGGGCAAACCCAGACCCCAACAGCUGCCUGGGAGUGUUUGGCCUAAGCCUGUACACCACAGAGAGAGACCUGAGGGAGGUCUUUUCCAAGUUUGGCCCUCUGAGUGACGUCAGCAUCGUGUAUGACCAGCAGUCUCGGCGCUCCAGGGGUUUUGCCUUUGUCUACUUUGAGAACAGAGAAGAUUCAAAAGAGGCUAAGGAGCGUGCAAAUGGUAUGGAACUAGAUGGCCGCAGAAUCAGAGUUGACUACUCGAUUACCAAGAGGCCACACACACCUACUCCGGGAAUAUAUAUGGGCAGACCAACAUAUGGUGGAGGGCCGAGUGUAAGCCGCCGCCGUGAUUACUACGAGCGAGGAUACGAGCGUGGAUAUGAUCGCUAUGAUGACCGAGACUACUACAACAGCAGGUCGUACAGGAGAAGAUCCCCCUCUCCUUACUACGGCCGAGGACCGUACAGGUCGAGAUCACGCUCCCGCUCCUACUCUCCUCGUCAUUACUAAAGUGAAGUUCGACUCCUCUCGCCAUCCCUGAAGAUGAUGUUGAUGACAAUGACGUUCUUGUUGACGUAGAUGUUUUAUUUCUGGUGGCAUGAGUUUGGAUGUUCUUUAAACUCAAUCCGUUUGAUUUCUUGCCUAAAGGUUUCACAUGUCUUUGACUGAUCUGGAUAUUUCGGUAGUUUCAAUAUUUGUGCACACUUGAGUUUUUUUUUUUUUUUUUUUUUUUUUAAGUUUCCAAUCUGAUGCUGAACUUGCGUUUAUUUUAUAUGAUGUCCUGCUCACACCCCGUUAUGUUUUUAUCAGUUUUAAGCUUAGCAGUGGUCUUGCAAUAAACUGCUUUAUACCUCCCA